Molecule: messenger RNA, 938 nt
Organism: Drosophila kikkawai
Lineage: Eukaryota; Metazoa; Arthropoda; Insecta; Diptera; Drosophilidae
Source: RefSeq, a predicted model, not a curated record
CGUCCUCAAUGUAUUGCUAUCGGACCGAACGUGCUGCGGUUUGUUAUUAUUUUCUUUUGCGAAAAUUUUUGGUUAAAACAGAUAAAUAACAUAGCUGUGAAUAUUUAGGAAGCUUUAUUAACCCCCUGACAUGGCCGCCGUAAUACCAAAAAACCUUCCGUUGAUAAGGACCAGCACUCCGGCGCUGCAGUUCCUGCGCUUUCGGGGCAAGAUCAAUAUACAGCGGCCCAAGGAGCCGCACUACGAGCGCGCACGAGUGAUUGCAGUGACGCAGCCCAAGUACCCGGAGCCACCGAAAGCCGGGACCUGCUUCAGGACUCGGGCGGAGCGUACGCAACAGCAGCUGGAGAACCCCUACAACGAGAUCAUAGCGCGCGAGGUGCGCAACUGGCUGGAUCACUCCAAGCUGGUGGCCAUCUUUCACCUGAACUCCAUCACCGCCGACGAGAUCUUCCGCGUUCGCGUCCAGCUGCACAAGCAGAACCUGCAUCUUAAGUCCUACGGCCGCAAGAUCAUCGGUCAGGCGGUGGAGGGCACUCGCUACGAGGCCAUUCUGCCGUUAUUUCACUCCAAUCACUGCAUCAUCUUCUCGCCGGACCAACAGAAGAUCUCCACUCUGCUGAAAAUAACGCGGAAAGUGCCCCAGAUGGUCCUGCUGGGCGGCAUCGUGGAGAAAACCCUGCUGAGCAGGAACGAGCUAAUGGCCUACGCCCAAAUGCCUGGCCUGCAGGCGGCGCAGGCGCAACUAGUCCAAACCCUGAACCAGGCAGCCGGCAACCUCGUCCAGCAGCUGCAGGCGCAUCAGAACAGCUUCGUGCAAGUGCUCGAUGUCCAUGCCAAGGGGGAAGGUAAGGCGGAUGCCGCAGCUGAGGAGGAGUAGUUGUAGUGGAAUCCAUGUUUUUGUUAAAUAACAAGAAAAACUAAAGCAAAGUAUUGUA